Messenger RNA from Nezara viridula (southern green stink bug), 2337 nucleotides. The record is from the annotation of a GenBank genome assembly. Lineage: Eukaryota; Metazoa; Arthropoda; Insecta; Hemiptera; Pentatomidae.
AUGAUGACCUCACAUUUCAUCAAACAAACUAUUUUCCUAAUAAUUUUAAUAAAAGGUAUCGAACUUCAAAAGCAGACUAUUCCCAAACAUUUAAUAAAAUGCUACAAAAAUGGUGUUUUACUUUAUCCAAUGACGAUGGAAAUUUUUAUAGAAAUCAUCAGGAAAAUUGAGAAUCAUCCAUAUUUCCUAAAUGAUAUGAGAAUAUUUUCUAGUACUUUGUUUCACAGAUUUAGUCGUGAUGGGAUAGAGAAGGACAGGUAUUUUGUAACAUCGGAAGAGAACACAAUCCCGUAUACAACAACAGGAUUUCAAUCGUUUAAGUUCCAUCUCUUGUCUCAUUACCUGUUACCACAACCCAUGAACAAUUUUCCAGAGGAUGCUAUAACAUUAGAAGAGUGGUGUACACUCCAUUUUAUGCUAUCCAGUAGUGUAGAUAUUUGGGAGAGAGGUGAUGAAAACUUGAUGUGUCCGCAAAGCUUCAAAAAUCAGAACACAUCAUUAAUCCAUAACAGAAGAAAAAGUGCUUGCCCAAUCGAAAAAGGAGUGGUGAGAACAAAAGGAUUCGGAACCGUUAGUUUAAAUCAUGUGAUUUCUGCAAUAGCAGCUGCUCUACAGCCAUUGCGGGUCCAACCAGAUCAAAUGUUAGAAGGAAAUAUGAAUAACAAUAGAUAUGAAGAGAAUAUGUACGUUGAUAAUAAAUGGGUUUCUACAUUUUCAGGAGAUUUGGCUGAAAUGCUUAUCAUACAGAAGCCGAUAAUAAAAAAUUAUUAUUCUUUUGGAAUUGGAGGAAAUUGGAAUGAUAUUAGGUUGCCAAUCAAUCAUUAUUUAAAUGUGGAUAAUGAAGUCAUCGAAAAAGAACUAUGGCAAUUUACCGAUGCAGAGAUAAUUGGUGCUAUAGAUGGAAUGAGAUUAGCACAAGAAGUAUUGUCAUGGACCCAAUCCAGACGGACCUUGCGCCUAUCACAACUACUUGAAUCUUAUUACACUAACAGAUGUACUAGCCAUUUACAUCCAGCACAUGCUAGCAAAAGGAAAUUAUUUUUUAGCGAAAUUAUGAGGAGUGAUGAUAAAUUUGUUGAACAAGUACAAAGUUUUUCCCACAUCCUGGCCGAUUAUAUGCCAAAUUACAUAAUAAACAAAUCAAUCAUUAACACUGAAAGUGAACGGAUAGUGGACAAUUUCAACGAUUAUGCCUCAAAUUAUUUAUUAACACAAGAACAAUUCCAUGAAGAAAUUCAUACAAAAAUGAAGAUAAGAAUGAACGUUAUUUAUGACAAUACUUGGUCUGAAUAUGAAACAUUAACAUUUUUACUAGAAUUAGCUGAAAGAAUUGAUGUAUCAUAUCAUGGAAGCAGUAUCACGGUGAUUGCGGGUGAUAUUGGGAACAUUAUAGUCAAAGAUUGUAAAUCAAUCGGAGAAUUAUUUUACAACUGGAGGACAUAUGUCCAUGAUAGAGGAACAAUGCUUCUUCCAGAGAUUUUAGCUAAAUUGAACAAAAUGACAAUUGAUGAAAAAUCAUCAGUGGAGGACCCCGAAUGGUUUACUGACAUAACAGUAAUUUUAGGCAUGAGUACAAGUCUAGACGACCAAGAUAUAACCGAUUCCAUGACUCUAUUAAAAUCCAUUAAGCAACAAAAUCCAGAUAUGAUUUUUGUGUACAUAACAUCAACACCGAGGGCACCAAUGUACGUUAAACUUACUUCAGUCGCUGAUUCUCAAAAUGACCGGAUUAUAGCUCCCCAUGUUAACAGCUACCAUCAAAUACUACAAGAAUUGGAUGACCUUCAUUUCAAUCCAAUUGCAAUAAAACCGUUGUCAUGUAUGAAUGAAACUAGAAAUAAAAGAAAUAUAGACAAACAAGAUUAUGUGACGCCAGGAGCAGUUAAUUUUUAUAGAAUUCAUCCUCAAUACCUGUGCCAAGUUUCGAAAGCAAUAGUCAUCAGGAUUUUAAAUAAAAAUUAUGGAACUUUGGCGGCGUGCAUAUCAAGGGACAAAACAUUUAAUGGAAAUGAACAAUGCCAACAGAUACCAUUAAAUGAAGAAAUAUCUUUUAAGAUAAGAUACCCUUGCCCUUCAAGAAUAUUGUACAGUGAACAUCAAAAUUGGAACGAACGUUGCAAGCCAAUUUAUCUCAGAAUAUCAGCGAAACAAAGUUUGAGUUUAUGCACAGAAAAUGAAUGUAGAACACCUCAUGAUAUUCGAUUCCAAAUGAUAAUUGAAGAGAUGCACUGUUCUUCAGGAAAAUAUAAUAUGUGCAGCGGAAAUGUACUUUCAAGUUCAAUAAAUUAUUUAUUGCUAGUUAUAAGUUUGGUUAUAAAUAUUUGUAUUUUCAGGUGA